CCCGCGGGGCCCGGCGGACAGCCCCCGAAGAAGGGGGGCGGCAUCUGCACCUUUUGCAAGCACAACGGCGAGUCCCGCAAGGUCUACUCCUCGCACGUGCUGAAGGCGGAAGGGGGAAGGGUGUUGUGCCCCAUUCUGCGGAACUAUGUCUGCCCCCUCUGCCACGCCACGGGGGACUCUGCGCACACCCUGAAGUACUGCUGCUUCAACCCGGACAAACAGUCGCUGUAUCGUAACAACGGACGCAACUCAGUGGGCAAGAGGUCGAGGCGCUGA
Messenger RNA from Pristis pectinata (smalltooth sawfish), 276 nucleotides. Its product is annotated as nanos homolog 2-like. The transcript has a single exon. Gene Ontology annotation, cellular component: perinuclear region of cytoplasm. Gene Ontology annotation, molecular function: zinc ion binding; mRNA binding. The record is from RefSeq and is a predicted model, not a curated record. NCBI's taxonomy places the organism in Eukaryota, Metazoa, Chordata, Chondrichthyes, Rhinopristiformes, Pristidae. Gene Ontology annotation, biological process: oogenesis; negative regulation of translation. The annotation marks the transcript as partial.